Messenger RNA from Oncorhynchus masou masou (cherry salmon), 4156 nucleotides. Its product is annotated as sodium channel subunit beta-1-like. Gene Ontology annotation, biological process: regulation of sodium ion transmembrane transporter activity; sodium ion transport; regulation of heart rate by cardiac conduction. Bases 486 to 1148 code for a protein of 220 amino acids. Gene Ontology annotation, molecular function: transmembrane transporter binding; sodium channel inhibitor activity. The record is from RefSeq and is a predicted model, not a curated record. Gene Ontology annotation, cellular component: voltage-gated sodium channel complex. The transcript has 7 exons. NCBI's taxonomy places the organism in Eukaryota, Metazoa, Chordata, Actinopteri, Salmoniformes, Salmonidae.
CGAGACGCUGAUUAGAUUUAUCAGAUUUAGUUGAUUUCGUAAAAAUGUGUGGGCCUGUGCGCUGGUUGUGUGAGAUAAUGCUAUAUUAUUUGAAUCCGCAAUGCCAGCCCUGGCGAAACAUCUCUUCAACAAGUAGCCUAGCCUACGGUGUUGCUCCAUAAAAGAACAGCGCUGUGUAGAUAAAUGUGUCGAUCCAUCAGAAGGGAAGGGUAGCCUACAUUUUUUUCCCCGGAGAAAGGACAAAUCGGGAUAAGGAGGCUAUUUUUCAGAAGGGACAUCGUCAGGACAGUAAAAUGUAAUUUCGGGGGAAGCAACUUCAGUCCCUACCAUUUCUUACUUUGCUCAAACAAAGUCUUUCUGGAUAACAUCUCAAAGGAAUAUCAUACUCUCAAGUGUUCAAAGAGACUGUUGGGAUAUUUUUUGAUAGCUUUUGAGGCUUCUCAGCCCUAGGAUCUGUACUAUCGUGCUACAUUACACCUGAGGACAUGUCUGCUGUGCGGCUGCUGCUCCUGUCUCUGCUUUGUGCCCUCUUUGUGUCCCUGUGCCAUGGGGCCUGUGCAGAGGUGGACUCGGACACUGAGGCCGUUGCAGGCAAAGGGUUCAAACUGGGCUGCAUCUCCUGUAAGAUGAGGCCCGAGGUGGAGGCUUCUGCCACGGUCGACUGGUAUUUCAAGGCCAAAGGGGAAGCUGACUUUGCUCAUAUAUAUAAUUACGAUGAGGAGGGCCAGCACAUUGUGGAUGAGCGCUUUGAGGACCGCGUGGACUGGAGCGGCAGUAAGCAGAGCAAUGACAUACAGGAUGCGUCCAUCUACCUCUUCAAUGUCACCUUCAAUGACUCGGGCACCUACCGUUGCUUCUUCCACCGGCUCCUGACGUACGAGUUCUACGAAUACCAGACCGUUGUCAGCAAGCUUGUGCACCUGACAGUGGUGGCUAAAGCCACCAGAGGGACAGCCUCCAUAGUCUCUGAGGUGAUGAUGUACGUGUCCAUCAUCGGGCUACAGGCUUGGCUCUACAUAGAGAUGGUAUACUGCUACAGAAAGAUCUCUGCUGCAGGAGAGGAAGCAUUACGAGAAAGCGCGAAUGCGGAAUAUUUAGCUAUUGCCUCGGAGAGUAAAGAUAACUGUGGUGUGCAAGUGGCAGAAUAACCCAGGAAUUCAAGCAGUGCCAUCUACAUACUGGCCACAUCACCGAUACGACCCCUUGUUUUGCAUGACCCGGAAGAUGUAUAGUAUCUUUGAAUCUUUAUUACCUUUCCUGUUACAAUGUUAAUGGAUAAAUGUGAUAUGAUGACAUGAUUACUUUUAGAGUAGUAUGUGUAUGAAUCCUAUUUUUCAGUUGUAAUGGUAUCUCCCUCUAAAGUGUAUGUACAUUUAUAUUAAGAGGUAUUGUGAGCAUAUGGACACAAGGCGAGACCCAAAUGCAGGCACAGGAAGCAGAUGGUUGAGCUCCAAUAUUUAUUGAUCCAAGGGGUAGGCAAAAUGUAGGUCAGGGACAGGCGGGAGUUCACGAACUGGGUCAGAGUCCAAAACAGUACCAGGCGAAGGACAGUCUUGAGGUCAGGUCAGACAGGGGGUUCAGUAACCAGAUUGGAGUCCAAACAGUAUAAGGGGAUAGGCAGGCUUAAAGACAGAACAGGCAGAGUGGUCAGACAGGCAGGUUCAGAGUCCAAACAUGCAAGGGUCAAAACCAGGAGGACUAGAACCAAAAGAGACUGGGAAGAAAUAGGAGCAAGAAAAACUGCUGGUUGACUUGGCAAACAAGGCAAACUGGCACAGAGAGACAGGAAACACAGAUAUAUACACCGGGGAUAAUAAGCAACACUUGGAGGGGGUGGAGACGAUCACAAGGACAAGUGAAACAGAUCAGGGUGUGACAGUGAGAGAAUUAAUCUGAUUAAAGGGUUAUCGCGAGAUCACCUUGGAAUUAGAACACUAGAAUGGACAUGAACUUUCUUAUGAUAGAGUAAAAGGUCAGCCAUUUUGGUAAAGGAGUUGGUCAACCACAAUGUUCAGCGAGUGCUGUGAGAAGAUGUUAUUUAAAACAAUGAAUUUAAAACAAUGACUGAAAAUUAUAUGCACAGUAAUGUUUAUUAGCUAGCUAGUCUGCCAGUUUUAGUAGAAUGAUUCCAUCAUUUUUUUCUAAAUGACUGCCAAUAUGUCUGACAUUCCAAACAAACAAUGUAGUCAAUACACAGGCUGAAAUCAGUUGGUGAUAUGACUUAGACAAAAUGUAAAUGCAACAACUGAUAUUGUAUUAUAUUAUAAGAUUCACAACUUUCCAAGAAAACAAACAUUGAAAACAUUUUUGAGGCAAUUUAUACAGAACAUUUCUAUAAAACCUGUAUUUACAGGUCAAAAGAUUGGACACCUACUCAUUCCAGGGUUGUUCUUUAAUGUUACUAUUUUCUAACACAUGGAAUAAUGUAGUAUCCAACAAAUUAAAAUAUGUUUUACAUUUUAGAUUAUUCAAUGUAGCCACCCUUUGCCCAUGAUGACAGCUUUGCACAAUCUUGACAUUCUCUCAACCAGCUUUAUGAGGUAGUCAUCUGGAAUACAUUUCAAUUAAUUAGGUGUACCUUGUUAAAAGUUAACAUGUGGAAUUUCUUUCCUUAAUGCUUUUGAGACAAUCGGUUGUGUUGUGACAAGGUAGUGGUGGUAUAGACAAAAUACCAAGUCCAUAUUAUGGCAAGAACAGCUCAAAUAAGCAAAGAGAAACGACAGUCCAUCAUUACUUUAAGAAAUUAAGGUCGUCAAUCUGGAAAAUUUCAAAAACGUUGAAAGUUUCUUCGAAGUGCAGUUGCAAAAACCGUCAAGCGCUAUGAUGAAACUGGCUCUCAUGAGGACCCCCACAGGAAAGGAAGACCCAGAGUUACCUCUGCUGCAGAGAUGAAGUUCAUUAGAGUUACCAACCUCAGAAAUUGCAGCCCAAAUAAACUAUUCACAGAGUUCAAGUAACAGACACAUCUCAACAUCAACUGUUCAGAGGAGACUGUGUGAAUCAGGCCUUCAUGGUCAAAUUGCUGCAAAGUAACCACCACUAAAGAACACCAAUAAUAAGAAGAGACUUGCUUGGGCCAAGAAACACGAGCAAUGGAUAUUAGACCGGUGGAAAUCUGUCCUUUGGUCUGAUGAGUCCAAAUUCGAGAUUUUUAGUUCAUUGUGAGACGCAGAGUAGGUGAAUGGAUGGAGGAGGACUGUGAUGGUGUGGGGGUGCUUUGCUGGUGACAGUGAUGUAUGUAGAAUUCAAGGCACACUAGACCAGCAUGGCUACCACAGCAUUCUGCAGCAAUAUGCCAUCCCAUCUGGUUUGAGCUUGGUGGGACUUUCAUUUGUUUUUCAACAGGACAAUGACCCAACACACCUAAAGGUUGUGUAGGGGUUAUUUGACCAAGAAGGAAAGCAAUGGAGUGCUGCAUAAGAUGACCUGGUCUCCAUAAUCACCAGACCUCAAACCAAUUGAGGUUGUUUGGGAUGAGUUCGACCACAGAGUGAAGGAAAAGCAGCCAACAAGUGCCCAGGUGAAGCUGGUUGAGAGAAUGCCAAGGGUGUGCAAAGCUGUCAUCAAUGCAAAAGGUGGCUACUUUGAAGAAUAUCAAAUAUAUUUUGAUUUGAUUAACACUUUUUGGGUUACUACAUGAUAACAUAUGUGUUAUUUCAUAGUUUAUGUCUCCACUAUUAUUCUACAAUGUAGAAAAUAGUAAAAAUAAAGAAAACCCCUUGAAUGAGUAGGUGUGUCAACUUAUGACUGGUACUUUUUAAUUAUGACCAUAUUUAGGUUGACAAUAAUUCUAUUACACAAUUUCUGAUAUAUCACCUGCCUUACUUUUAUUUUCCUGCAUAAGUAAAAGCAGGAAAUGCAUCACCUCUACUGCCAUUCAUUCAAAUUUUAUUUUACUACAAUGACUGCCAUUAUCAUCCCAUUCUUGAACUUUGAGGGUUUAUUACAUACCCGCUCAAGAAAUGUCAUAGGACCUCUAUGUAUUAAUAAAUCCAUCCACUCCACCUGUUGUAUGUCUUCUAGAUAAUGCACAAUCAUCACGAAAUGUACUACACUUCAAAAGGUAUUUAUAAUAGAAUGUGAUUGAUUGUGAUAGACUGUCUACAAUGUACAGUGUUGUGAUGAUAAAUCAAAAAAUAAACCUCAUUGAAGUGAA